UGGGCACUUCUAAUCUUGUUGCAUUUACCAAUGAGCAUAUUGAGGUUCUUCAACACCUAAUAAGUCAGAGCAAGGGGCUUGCACCAUCAACUAGCCUUACUGCUCAAACAGGAUUUGGAUUCAGGGAGGAUGAUUGGCAGUGCUAAGCAAAGUGGUGGACUCUAUCUUCUGGAACAUUCACCACAUUCACCCAACUCCACCAACAAGACAACUUCCAGUGAGAGUCAAUUCAACCAUAAGUUCUUAGGGAGUCUUAGUAGGAGCCAAUUUGAUACUCAAAUUCAGUUAUGGCAUUAUCGUCUUGGUCAUCCUAAUGUCUUGUACUUAGAAAAAAUAUUUCCUUCAUUAUUCAUAAAUAAAAGUUCUGCCUUUGAUUGUGAAUUUUGUCAACUUGCUAAACAUACUAAAAGUCACUAUCCCAGUCUACCUUACAAACCAUCUAAACCUUUUUCUCUCAUCCACAGUGAUGUUUGGG
Messenger RNA from Cuscuta europaea, 475 nucleotides. Lineage: Eukaryota; Viridiplantae; Streptophyta; Magnoliopsida; Solanales; Convolvulaceae. The record is from the annotation of a GenBank genome assembly.